Messenger RNA from Stegostoma tigrinum, 2779 nucleotides. RefSeq names its product transmembrane protein 35 (gene tmem35). Gene Ontology annotation, cellular component: endoplasmic reticulum. Gene Ontology annotation, biological process: positive regulation of protein localization to cell surface; chaperone-mediated protein complex assembly. NCBI's taxonomy places the organism in Eukaryota, Metazoa, Chordata, Chondrichthyes, Orectolobiformes, Stegostomatidae. The coding region runs from base 101 to 613 and encodes 170 amino acids. The record is from RefSeq and is a predicted model, not a curated record. Gene Ontology annotation, molecular function: acetylcholine receptor regulator activity. The transcript has 3 exons.
UACAUCAUCGCAGAGAUCAGAUAUCGGCGGAGAGGUGGAAGGCACGGGGUUUUCUGCCGGAGGUGGAAGAAGGAUUUGCGUGUGUGACCGGCUUCGAUUGAUGAUGGUGUCGCCCAGGACAGUGACAAUCGUGACUCUCUCUGUCGCCUUGGGUUUAUUCUUUGUCUUCAUGGGAACCAUCAAACUGACGCCAAGACUGAGCAGAGAUGCUUACAGCGAGAUGAAAAGAGCUUAUAAGGAAUAUGCCAAGGCCCUGCCAGUGUUAAAGAAGAUGGGUAUCACAUCAGUCCUGUUGCGAAAAUUAAUUGGCACGCUGGAGUUGUUGUGUGGCAUUGUGAUGACACUGGUACCUGGGAGGCCCAAGGACGUGGCUAACUUUGUACUGCUUCUGGUCAUGCUGGCUGUGCUCUUCUUUCACCAGCUGGUGGGUGAUCCACUAAAGCGCUACGCCCAUGCACUUGUCUUUGGGAUCCUACUGACCUGCCGGCUGCUGAUCAUUAGGCAGGGAGACGACAAGGAGAUGGUUCCAGGAGUCAUGAUGAAGGAGGUGCAGGCUGGCAGAGAUACCAAGACUGAGACUGAUCAAGAUAAAGGGAAACUUAAAACCUCCUAACUUGGCUCAUACAGAUAGCAGUGGAGCUCGGGCAGCAGGCAAUUUCUGCCCGGAAUCUUACAGGACUUUUGUAUCACACUCCAUUUAGCUGGAAGUGAAUGAUUAACAAUUCGUGAAGAUCUGAUGACAAAAUCUCAGAGAACUUACAGGACCUUUCCAAUGAGGUUGACAAGAAUUCCAUUUGAUCCCAAUCAAUAUUCUUCAGUAUAAAAUCCUCAUGUCCUCAGUCUGUACCUACCUGUGUUCUAUAUUAAUGAUAAACAUAUCAGCUAAGAGGGAUCAUUCACAGUUGAAAAAAGACAUCAAAUUCACUUCAUGGAGGGAGGGAAGAAAUGACAACCUCCAAAUAAAGAGAGAGUUUCACUAACAAUGAAGUUCCAACUUUGAAUUGUGCUCCCAAAGGUGACAUUCUCUGGAAGACUCAUUCCCACACAUAUCAAUGAAAUGAGACCAAACUUUCCCCAGGGUCUGACUUCUGCUUCUUGUAGACAAAACUUUUUCAUGAUUGAGUCAUUGUAGGAACUGGAAAUGAUUUUUCUUCAAAUAUGAGAUAUAAACUGAGCUCAUUGAGACCACCUGUUCAGUGCAUGGCAGUGAUGGGCAGCCGGAGAUUACGUCAUGGAAGUUGGAUGGGUUUCAGCUACAAUUUCCACUUGUCCAUUAUCUCUUCCUCCCCAUCACCUACCUCCAUAUCAGCCUACUCUUCCUCCUCAUUAUUUUGUCAUUCUCCCUAUCACCUCUCUCUUGGUGUUUCUUCCCUGUCUUUUCCCUUUUAUUUUCCUCACUUUCUUGUUAAUUCCCCUUUCUCUAUUAACACACUCAAUCAUCUUGCCAAAAACAUUUAUUUUACUGUUCAGUUAUUUGGUAUGAUGGGUGUUUUAUUUAAAAUGUAUAGGAGAGAAGAGUAGUGAGCAGAGUGACACAUAUUUCCCACUCGGAGGAAUUGCUGACUUGGAUUGUGGCUGCUUUAAACAAUAUGAGGAUGAUGAGGACGACUGGAUAUCAGGAUUGAAUGGACUAUAGCCCUAAUAAAAAGAACCAACCCAGAUUAACCAAAUGAGAGUUUAUCCAAAUUCUAGAUUAUAAGGCUGAGUCCACUGUCAACACUAUUGGCUUGUGAGUCAGUGCAUGUUAUCAUAUUUUAUUUGACAUGUUUUGUUAAUUACUCUCACUUAGAAACAUAAUUUCUGAAAAAUUAAACAACAAUGUCGAAAAGUAAGCAGACACAUUAUCAGAAUCUCUCCUGCCUCACUUUAUGUCAGUACUGCAUUUCUCAAAACUCAGCAGAAAGAUUCUCCUCUCCUGAAGGUGCUCUCACUACAAUAUAUAUGUUUCCUUUUCUCGGCGGAUGCUGACUAUCACUGGUUGGAUGCUGGUCCACUCUUCUCCUGAAGGUGCUGAUUCCGAUUGGAUGACGGUCCCCUCCUCUCCUGAGGUUGCUGACUCCAAUUGAAAUAGAGGUGUCCCACCUGCCUGCAGGUGCUGACCGUCAAUAGAAUGCAAGUCCAUUGAUAUUGGAAGUGUUCUAUCUCUCACUUCUGACCAUUAUCAUGUCACUGUUUGCCAUAGAUAUUGGUAGUAAAAGUAUAAGAUAGUCUCAUUAUGUUAUGUACAUAAGGUUAGGAUUCAGUUUACAUUUCAUAUGGUUAAAGCUUUUACUUGAAUUUUACCAUUAGACAGCUGUAGAUUUUUACUGUAACUGCAUCUAAUGGAAUUGGGAAGGUUCAUUAUCAGGAUGCUUUGGAAUUUCAUGCGCCAAAAGUACAAUCCAAAUGACUGUGCUGUUAGAUUUUGUUAAAAUACACAUCUUUUUCCGUUUUUUGUGAAGUCAGAUAGCUGAGACAGUCCUGAGAUACAAAGUGGGACAGUGGAACCCAGGAUAUCAACUUAAAUCCCAGGUGAUAGCCAAGUUGUCAUUCUUUUUUCGAGAAAAUAUAUCUUCUUCUUUACAAUAACACUGUCUUGCCAAAGUCAAUCAACAGUGAUGGUGAGAAAUAAACAAUAAAAUUCUGAAGUUUUUUUGCAUAGGGUCGGGUUCAGCAAAGUUGCAGCCCUAUCUGGGCAAUGCAGUAAUAUUGUUCCUUUCUCUGUGUAUCCACUGGUUCACACUGCGUUGUGCAUGUCUGGUCUUGAUUAAAUACAAUAAACAGGGUAUGUUGAAAACCA